AUGAUGAAACAAGUUGCUGUAUUACACGAUGAAUUAAAACAAGCUCUCCAGAAAGUAAGAGAAGAAAGAGCAUUCAAUGCAUCGGAAUGGAUUGAAAAGAAAACUGAAAUGUUCAAUGGAUAUAUGAGAAAAUGUGGAUUGAAAGCUUGUGUGGUAUCAAUUUCGGGAGGUAUUGAUAGUGCUGUCACCUUUGCUUUGGCAGUGAGAGCCAUGCAACACCCCAAUUCACCAAUCAGAAAAGUCUAUGGAAUUGCUCAACCCAUCAAAUCGACUGAAAAGAUUUGGAAACGAGCAUUGGAACUUGAACAAGUGUACGCUGGUGGUGGUGGUGGUCAGAUCCAUAUGGAUCGAUCUGUUCAUAUUGUCACUGUCGAUCAAAGUGAUAUUCAUACUCUCAUUCAAGAACGUACUGAACAAGCGAUGGGAAUUAAGAGUGGAGAUUUCAGUAGUGGACAACUCAAAUCCUAUAUGAGAACACCUGUUGGAUUCUUUUCAGCUCAAUUAUUGAGUCAAUCUGGAUAUCCAUGUAUUGUAUUAGGAACUGGUAAUUAUGAUGAAGAUGGUUAUUUGUAUUACUUUUGUAAGGCAGGUGAUGGUGUUGCUGAUGUUCAAUUAAUUGCUGAUUUACACAAAUCAGAAGUAUUCAAGGUUGGAAAAGAAUUGAAUGUUCCAAGUUCCAUCCUUGGGGCACCACCUUCUGCGGAUUUGUGGGCAGGUCAAACCGAUGAAAAUGAAUUGGGAUUUCCCUAUGAUUUUGUGGAAUUAUUGACUGAAUUCAUGACUAAGAGUGAAGAAGAACAAGCUCGUUUCAAACAAUCCUUUUCAGAUCCUCAAGCUUUGAAACAAUUUGAGGAAUUGAGUGCUGAGGCUAAAUUGAUUCACAAACGUAACAAUCAUAAGGCUAAAUAUCCAUUGAAUUUGAAUAUUAUUCAUCCAGAGGGUGAUAAUUAUUGUGCGUUAGAAUAA
Molecule: messenger RNA, 966 nt
Organism: Naegleria fowleri
Lineage: Eukaryota; Heterolobosea; Eutetramitea; Acrasida; Naegleriidae
Exons: 4
Coding region: 1-966 (321 amino acids)
Biological process (GO): NAD+ biosynthetic process
Cellular component (GO): cytoplasm
Molecular function (GO): NAD+ synthase (glutamine-hydrolyzing) activity; glutaminase activity
Source: RefSeq, a predicted model, not a curated record